Cajanus cajan (pigeon pea) is the source of this 1740-nucleotide messenger RNA. RefSeq names its product plant cysteine oxidase 2. Gene Ontology annotation, molecular function: oxidoreductase activity, acting on single donors with incorporation of molecular oxygen, incorporation of two atoms of oxygen. Lineage: Eukaryota; Viridiplantae; Streptophyta; Magnoliopsida; Fabales; Fabaceae. The record is from RefSeq and is a predicted model, not a curated record.
AAGCAUGGCCCCUGGUUUUCUGAUUUGGCUUCCAAAAACCAACUGUUUUUCUCUCUCAACUAACCCUGCCAGCGCUUCUUCCACCUCUUUUAUAUCACAAUCCUUACCCACCACUGCUUCACCCUCACAAUUUUCCAUCCCAAUUUCUUUUUUUUUUUCUUUAUUACUCCUCAGUCCUCACACAACCUACCUGUGUAAAAAAAAAAAGUACACUAACAAGAAAAAAACGCCACUCUACCCAUAUACUGUACCCAUCAUUAUUAUUAUUGUUACUGCUAGUAUUUACCUAACCACUAUACCCUUUUCCUCUGUUUCCUCUGUUCUUGUUCAUCUGGGCUACCUUUUUUUAUUUUUUAUUUUUGCAUUUUUUGGGGGUGCCCAUUUGGAGAAUUUGGGUUUGAGGGCGGUUUAGGCAUUGCAUUUUGGGGUUGGUGUGGAAAGUUGGGGGCUUUCUUGGUGGGGUGGUUUUGAAUGGGGAUUGAGAGGACCUUGGCUGAUAGAAAAGGAAGAGACUUUUGUGAAUUGCCGAGAGAAACGAUUACCAGCAGCAACUCACGGCGGAACCGGCGGCGGCAGAGGCGGAAGCCGCCGCCGGUUCAGAUGCUCUUCGAGACUUGCAAGGUUGUCUUUGCCUCUGCGGGGACAGGCUUUGUCCCUCCCCCUCAGGACAUUGACAAGUUGCGGUCUGUUCUAGAUGGAAUAAAGCUAGAAGACGUUGGUUUGAGACCUGAUAUGCCGUAUUUCAGGACAAGUGCCACUCAGAGAGUGCCAAGAAUCACGUACCUGCAUAUUUAUGAGUGUGAAAAAUUCUCGAUGGGAAUAUUUUGUUUGCCACCUUCUGGGGUCAUUCCUCUUCACAAUCACCCUGGAAUGACGGUUUUCAGUAAGCUACUUUUUGGAACUAUGCACAUCAAGUCAUAUGAUUGGGUCGUUGACUUGCCUCCUGAAUCUCCUACCACUAUCAAACCGUCAGAAAGCCUACCUGAGAUGAGGUUAGCAAAAGUGAAGGUUGAUGCUGAUUUCACUGCUCCUUGCAACCCCUCCAUCCUUUAUCCAGAAGAUGGGGGCAACCUGCACUGUUUCACCGCAGUGACAGCAUGUGCAGUUCUAGAUGUGCUUGGUCCUCCAUAUUCUGAUCCUGAAGGCAGACACUGCACAUACUACCAUAAUUUCCCCUUUUCCAACUUUUCAGUGGAUGGAAUAUCCAUACCAGAAGAGGAAAAAAGUGCUUAUGAAUGGCUACAAGAGAGGGAUGAACUUGAAGACUUAGAAGUAAAUGGAAAAAUGUACAACGGUCCAAAGAUUGUGGAGAGCUAAUAAUGUCAACAUCCACAUACACCAUCUUUCAGUUUAAAGUGAUCAGUUGCUGCCAAAAUACCCUUACAGAAAAUUUUUCCAUCAAUUUCUUUCUUUUCUAGUAGAGAAACAACGCUUAUCUGUGUUCUUGUACCUUUUUUCUUUAGUGUUUUUCUUUUCUUUAUGGAACAUGAGGCACUUGCCAUGCACCUGGUGCUGUUUUCAGUCUAUAUAGUUCUUUUAUGUACAUACCAAGAAACAGAAAAGGACAAAGGAGGUGCCGCACCGGAAUUUGAACUUGAAAUGAAGGUGCAAUGCAAUGAGCUAAUCGAGCCUCGUUUUGUAGGCUAGUUGGUUAUUUCAUUUAAUUCACUUUCGGAUGAUUUAAAGCUACUACAUAAUACACAUUUGAUGUAUUUAAUAAAUGAUAUGCUUCAGCUUCUA